This is a messenger RNA of Zonotrichia albicollis (white-throated sparrow), 6333 nucleotides long. Lineage: Eukaryota; Metazoa; Chordata; Aves; Passeriformes; Passerellidae. The record is from RefSeq and is a predicted model, not a curated record.
GUGGUACGUCUGUGCCAAAACCCCAAGCUGGCCCUGAAGAACAGCCCUCCCUACAUCCUGGACCUGCUGCCCGACACCUACCAGCACCUGCGCACCAUCCUGUCCCGCUACGAGGGCAAGAUGGAGACCCUGGGCGACAACGAGUACUUCAGGGUCUUCAUGGAGAACCUGAUGAAGAAAACCAAGCAGACCAUCAGCCUCUUCAAGGAAGGGAAGGAGAGGAUGUACGAGGAGAACUCCCAGCCUAGGAGGAACCUGACCAAACUGUCCCUGAUAUUCAGCCACAUGCUGGCAGAACUCAAAGGGAUUUUCCCCAGUGGCCUCUUCCAGGGGGACACGUUCCGUAUCACCAAGGCAGAUGCUGCAGAAUUUUGGAGAAAGGCUUUUGGUGAAAAGACCAUUGUUCCUUGGAAGAGUUUUCGGCAGGCCCUGCACGAGGUGCAUCCCAUCAGCUCUGGCCUGGAGGCCAUGGCCCUCAAAUCAACCAUUGACCUGACCUGCAAUGAUUACAUCUCAGUGUUUGAGUUUGACAUCUUCACACGCCUCUUCCAGCCCUGGUCAUCUUUGCUGAGGAACUGGAACAGCCUGGCAGUGACUCACCCUGGCUAUAUGGCAUUCCUCACCUAUGACGAGGUGAAGGCCAGACUGCAGAAAUUCAUUCACAAACCUGGCAGUUACAUUUUCCGACUGAGCUGUACCCGCCUGGGUCAGUGGGCCAUCGGCUACGUCACUGCAGAUGGGAACAUCCUCCAGACAAUCCCCCACAACAAACCUCUUUUCCAAGCACUCAUUGACGGCUUCAGGGAAGGCUUUUAUUUAUUUCCUGAUGGCCGGAAUCAGAAUCCUGACUUGACUGGCUUGUGCGAGCCCACACCUCAGGACCACAUUAAAGUUACACAGGAACAAUAUGAGCUGUACUGUGAGAUGGGCUCCACGUUCCAGCUGUGUAAAAUCUGUGCUGAGAACGACAAGGACGUGAAGAUUGAACCUUGUGGGCACCUGAUGUGCACCUCGUGUCUCACAGCCUGGCAGGAAUCCGAGGGCCAGGGCUGUCCCUUCUGUCGCUGUGAGAUCAAAGGCACCGAGCCCAUCGUGGUGGAUCCCUUCGAUCCCAGAGGAGGAGGAGGAUUGUCCAGGCAAGGGGCAGAAGGAACCCCCUCUCCCAAUUAUGAUGAUGAUGAUGAUGACAAAGCUGAUGAUUCCCUCUUCAUGAUGAAAGAACUCGCUGGUACCAAAAGCUCCACCAGUGGUCCAGCAGCAACCUCAGAGUGUGAGCACCCCAAAAUCAAACCCUCCUCAUCUGCCAAUGCCAUCUACUCCUUAGCUGCCAGACCACUGCCUGUACCAAAACUGCCUCCUGGGGAGCAGUCUGAGAGCGAUGAGGACACGGAAUACAUGUCACCAUCCUCUCUGCCUGUGGUGCCUCCAGGUCCUGCUGUGCAAAAACCAGAGCUCAAAAUGCCUUUGGAAAUGACUCAGAGUUUACGAGUUCUGGACUGUGACCAGCAGCCCGAGGGCUCCAUGUAUGAAGCAAUGUACAACAUUCACUCCCAAGCAGCAUCCUCUGCUUUCGAGGCUGUCAACACUUCUGAUGAAGGGAACGUGGCAGCAGCCACUGCCAGCAAUGGCCCUGAGGAGUCAGAGAAUGAGGAGGAUGGCUACGAUGUCCCCAAGGCGCCGCUGCCCGUGGCCGUCGCUCGCCGCACGCUGUCUGAUAUCUCCAAUGCCACUCCUGCCUUCAGCCGAAUGUCCCUGGAAAGCGACCCUGUCACAGGUUUUUCCGACGGCUCCCAGGUCCCCGAGCGGCCGCCCAAGCCGCUGCCCCGGCGGAUAAACUCGGAGCGCAAAGCCGGCAGCUGCCAGGCAGGAGCAGCCAGCAGCGGGGCCAGCUCCUCCCUGCACCUCUCCAGCGAGAUCGAGAACCUCAUGAGCCAAGGCUACUCAUAUCAGGACAUUCAGAAAGCUCUGGUCAUUGCACAUAACAAUAUUGAGAUGGCCAAGAAUAUUCUGCGGGAGUUCGUGUCCAUCUCCUCCCCGGCGCACGUGGCCACAUAGCACACGGGCACCUCCACACCUGAGCUGCUGUGGACCAACUGCCUGGGCAGCUGCUGCCCAGCUGUGCACCAAAGGGGAAGGGGGUUCCUUUAGAGACUUCGUGCUGAGGUCAGUCCUGCCUCUCGAAGAGAAUCAGUUAUCAGGUUUUCGUGGUUCCAGAUUUCAAAGCGGUGCGAUGGAGCGGAGCGGUGUUUUAUACAGUGUAUGUCUUGGAGUCCUUUACCCCUACCUCUUGUCUGAGAGAACAGAUUUAUUUCCAGGGUGUUGCUAGAGAAAGGUAUUGUGACAAGGGAUCCCCGAGGCCAUGCCCUGGAGGCUGGGGGAGUUGUUUUGUGCUGUGAAUUUUAAGUGGAUGCUCAGAGAAACAAAGUCUUGAGGUCGGUGUGGUGUGUCCUGUGGUUCAUGGUACUAGGUUUGGAUCUGUUCGCUGCUGUGUGUCUGCCUCAGGCUUUUUAGAGAAGCUGGGAGGUCACUUUCUGCUGGGAAUUUAUAGGAGACCUUGGAAGGAUCCUUUGAUUGCUUCCUGUUGGCCGUGGUGUGUCCCUCUUGCCUGUAACAAUAGCAGUUAUUGCUUCUGACUCCAGUCCUCCCUUGCUGCCUGGAGAUAGCAGGAUGAAUUUCUGUCAGGGAUUUUGAUCCAGUUGAUUUCUCUCUUGUGUGUGUGCUCUUGCACUGGCAGCACCAGAUUCCAGCAGCUGGAGGAGCUUGGUGUGGUUUUGAGGGAUGGGAGAAGGGAGAAAGAAUUUGAGCAAGAGCAAAGAACUGGGGCUGCUGCUUCUCCUCUCUUAGCCUUGAGCAUUUUGUGCUUCAGUGCUCAAAUUUGAUUUGUGGCCCUGCUGGGCUGGAGCAGCCGUCGCUGGACACUCCCAUUGCUCUUCCCUAGGAAUGUUGCACCUGGUGAAUAGGAUGUUUUAUUUAUCUUCAUUGCAUGGUGGCUGUUGCAGACUAGUGGCCUUCACACACAUUCCUCCAGAGAGCUUUUGCAGGAGCCAUCGUCGUGCCGGGGUGUUUUGUGGAAUUGGUAGAUGCAGCUGAUGUGUUUGUUGGAAUUUCACCUGCUUUGCAGUCCCAGAAGUGCAGCAGUUCUCUGCAUGGCUGUCCAAACAACAUGGGGGCUCUCCUUUCCAUUUCCAUUUCUCUAAAGUAUUGCCAGGUCUGGUGUUAAAGCAGACCUGGGGAAGAAAUUCUGUAUUUGUGAAGUGAUCACAUGGUUUUAAAGGUCAGAACUCAGCUGUUGCAUUGGAAAAACCUGACUUGCCUACUCAGCUACUUAACUCUGUUCUUAUUAGAGGAGUGGAUGGUUCCUUUGGAGAAGAUUUAGAUCCAGGAGGCACGGACAGAUCACAGCCUGUCAGCCUGAGAGGCUCUUGGCCUUUGGAGCAUGUCCAGCAUUAUUUGCAUCUCCCUGAGGUCAGCAGAGGUCACUGGGCUAAGGGCUGCAGUGGAAUAUUGCUGGAGUGAUUCUGGCACUGGGGUGCACUCUGGCCUUUUGAGGAAUCCAGGGGCUGGGCCAGAUGGCUGCAGUGGCAGGGAGGCCUUCAUGAGUGGUGUUAGCAGAGCAGAAAGUGGAUUUUGAUUCAAGCUGAGGUUUCUCUCUAGACCUAAAGCUUUCUGAAUUGCUGCAGGGGCUUCCAGGCAGGCUGAGGUGUCUCUAUUCACUCCUCUCCUCUCUGUAGAGGAGAACACACUCAGACAGCGUGGGGAGAUCUCCUUCCAUGCUCCCUGUCCCCACCUUUGGCUGGUCUGGGCUCAGGGCUGGCACUGGGCAGGUCUGGCAUGGGCAGGGUGCCCUGAUGGCACAGCCCUGGGCUCAGUGCCUGGCAAAGGAAGGAGGGGAGGGAGAGCUGCUCUUGCUGCUGUGCCCCCAGUGCAGCUGCCAGGGCUGCCAGCCCUGCUCCCCCUGGGAUGGGGGAGCCUGUGCAGGGGCAAGGCCAGCGCUGGUGCUGCUGAGGCAGGAGAGGGGACAGCAGGGGACAGCCGUGGCUGUUGUGUCACACUGGGCAGCCUGAGCAGCCAGACAGUCCCUUGUCCUGCAGAUCCAGGUGCAAACCCUUUGGUGAGGGGUUUAUUUCUCUCUUUUCCGCACUCCCACUGGGCUCUGUGUGGGUUUGGAGCCGUUGGGUGUCUGUCCUGCUGUGUGAGCUCAGUGUGACUCCUGCCAUGGCUGAGCCAGGCUGACCCAGCCAGCUCCAAAGCCUUAACUCCUGUCCUGCCCAGUGUGUGUGGCACCAGCGAUUCCCUGUGCCCUCCAUGCCCCUCAGGGCAGGCUGGCUGUAAUUUCCAUGAAAUCCUGCUUGGCAGAGCUGAUCCAGGCCUGUCUUUGGGGUCUAUGUGCCAAGAGAUGUUCCUGUGGGUGUUGUUCUGGGUAUUAGAGAUUAGAGAGAGCAAUCUUUGUGGCAUGUAGCGCUGAUUUCUCUGCAUGUGUCCUUUCUGUGCACUUGUUUAUGUCUCAAACUGAUUUAAGAAACUUAAGUCUUGCCUUUUCUUCCUUAGACACGUUAAGAAUUUGCUGAUUCCACUGAGGGCAGCAGAGUCCUGGCCAUGUCUUGUGGCUGUGCUCUGCCAGCUCGAUCCAGGCACUGCCCAGUGGAUUUCUCUUGUUCUUUCUAAGCCCAAGAUUGAUUGCUCUUCUUUCCUUUCACCUCCCCAUUCUUUUUUCUUAAGAAAAUUACCUUUCUGAUGCUACUUUAAAAAGGAAAACCAACCCAAAUGUCUAGUGCCUUUCUUAAGGGGAUGCUGCGUGGCCAGGCUGGAUCUGAGGAUCCACCCCUGUGGGGAAACGAGCAGAGCUGGACAAGCAGCACCAAACUGCUUUGGGAAGGGUGCAGAGAGGAGCAGGAGAGAUGGGCAAUGCUCACUUGGACUCUGACACUGUGUUUUGUAGCAUUUCAGCCGUGGAGCUUCCGUGUCUGGACUGGAGCUUGGGGCCAGGUCAGGAUUGUGGGGUGGGGGAAAAAAUGCUGGGGGUGUCCUGCAGCUGUCCCUAAAAGGAGUGGGGAACAUUCCCCUUUAAAGGAGUGGGGAACACUCCCAAGAGUGGGGAACACUCCCAAAAAGAGUGGGGAACUCUCCCAGAAGAGUGGGGAACACUCUCAAAGGAGUGGGGAACACUUCCAACAGGAUUGGGUACCACUCUCAAAGGAGUGGAGAUCUCUCCCAAAGGAGUGGGAAACACUCUCAAAAAGAGUGGGGAACAUUCCCAAAAAGAAUGGGGAACACUCCCAAAAGGAGGGGGAAACGCUCUCAAAAAGAGUGGGAAACACUCCCAAAAGAGUGGGGAACACUCCCAAAUGAAUGAACUCUCCCAAAAGAGUGGGGAACUCUCCCAAAGGAGUGAGGAACACUCUCAAAAAGAGUGAGGAACACUCUCAAAGGAGUGCAGAACUCUCCCAAAAGGAGCAGAGAACACUCCCAACAGGAUGGGAACACUCCCAUAAAGAGUGGGGACACUCCCAGCAGCAGCUGUGGGAAGCAGGAGGUGCCCCCUGAGCAGUUCCCAGGUGAUUUCCUGUGUCCAGAGCCCAUCAGGAAUCCCAAAUUUUCCCCUUUUUUGUGCAUGUCCUUACCCCCAGCCCUCCCAGGGCCCAGCAUGUGGCUCCUGCACCAGACUGGUGACAUUUCUGGAGCUCAUCCUGAGGCAGGCUCCUUGCUGUAAAUGUGGUUUGAUUGAUUGGUUUGUUGGGGUUUUUGUUCGUUUUAUUUUUAUUUUUUUUUCAGUUGAGCAAGAAAAAAUGCAACUCCCAGGGCACCUUCUCAGAGGUGCCACUUUAAAGAUUAGUGGGGAAUAAGGACAUUUUAUUUUUAAAGUUCCUCCUAGAAAUCUUUUUUGUUUGAAAUUCCCAGUGGAGGAAGAACUGCUGUUACUGUUGUUCUUCCUCAUGGAUGACAAAUACCAAUUUGUAAAAUAUCAGUGUUAAAAAAUGUUGAGAUUUUCACGAGAUAUUUUAAAAAAAAAAAGUAUAAUAGUGUCAUUAAUAUAAAAUUAUAAUAGCAGUAUUUAAUCCUUUCAGAUCUGUAAAGAAUAAGGAAAAACAGAAGGUAAAUAUUCUUACAGAGAGUAGCUGAGCUUUAAGGUUCACUUGGUUUAAAGUCCUCAUUUUGUUUGCAGAUGCAUUGUUAAUGUUUAGAGGUUAUACUAAUGUUAUUUAUUAAUUGUUUCCAUCCUUGUAUGCUGCCCACUAAGAGCUUCUUUGUUUGGGAUUUCAUUCACCUGUGUCAGUAAGAAAGAAAACAAAACAAAGUUUUAUUUUUAAAUAAAAUUUCCUUUGUUGUAGCAGA